Cryphonectria parasitica EP155 is the source of this 1821-nucleotide messenger RNA. RefSeq lists its product as uncharacterized. The record is from RefSeq and is a predicted model, not a curated record. The transcript has a single exon. Lineage: Eukaryota; Fungi; Ascomycota; Sordariomycetes; Diaporthales; Cryphonectriaceae. The coding region runs from base 1 to 1821 and encodes 606 amino acids. Gene Ontology annotation, molecular function: ATP binding; protein kinase activity. Gene Ontology annotation, biological process: protein phosphorylation.
AUGGACCUGAGCGAACGCACGAUACGCGACGUUAUACACCCAACAGCAAUUCUUCGUCCUAUCGACCACGACCACGACCAUCCGGUUCGUGUCCAGGCCCAGGACACAACCCAGACUGCCGAGUCUUCGUGGGAGGUUUCGCAGUUGAAUCCAAAGAAUCGAAUCGACAGCCUAGACCCUCCCGGAUCACCACUAUGGAUGAUCGACGGAUGCACUGCCUUGGGCAUGCAGUUCUAUGCAGUCCCUUUAUUCCUUGGGGCGAUUCCACCUAUACGCUGCGAUGUCUGUAUAGACGAGGUCGCUGCAGAGUCGCCCUUGAUCCGCAAGCUGCUCGAUCUGGACACCGUCUUCCACACACGCGACCGCGCCAGAAUUCAACAACAGGGUGUUUGCUCUUACAUCCUCAGGGCGUUGCAAAUAUGGUCCACACGAUACGGGCUCGAUAAUGUCCGUGAUGUCUAUUACAACUCUCCUUUCGGCGCUCGAAUUGUUUUCCGUGACCUCCCUCUCAACGUACGAGACGUCGACAUUCGCGUUAUAGGCAACGACGCGUUCGAGCUUCGCCAUUGCACGGCAUCAGAGCUAGCAGAAAUGUGGAACAUGAAAGUUGAACAGCUGCCUCCGACACUCGAUAUCCUCGACCUGGCAUUCGUUCGGCAGUUACACGACAGUGUGUGCGUUGUUCGAUACAAGAAAGACCAAGAAUGCACCGGCCAUCGUGAGGGCGUUCAAGAGGGGCAAUGGGUGCUCAAGGCUCUAAUGAAUACCGUCAAGUACAUGUAUCAUGAGCUCCGGAAUCUUUUGAGCAUACCAUCACACCCAAGCAUUGUCGCCAGACCGGCAAGGCUAGUAGUCAAGAAGCAUAAGUUGAAUCCGAACAGGGAGAUCGUCGUGGGCUUCUUGUUGCCAUUUUAUCCAGGUGGCGGCCUUCGAGAUGAGCUUCCGUUGCUCCGAAUUAAUCACCAGCUUCAGCUGAGAGACCAGGUUCGCUGGGCCCAAGACAUCUGCUCAGCUAUACUGCACAUCCACUUUCAAGGCAACACAUACUACCCAGACCUCCGUCUCGACCAGAUCAUCUUCCCCGCAGGCGAAAAGCGUCCAAUUCUCCUGGAUUUCGAGCAGAGAGGUGUGUGGGUCGAGUUCGGGCCUCCAGAAAUCAACGCGAUCGAGUACAUACGAAUCCUCGCCCUCGACGAAGAAGAGCGAUCGGAUGACGACCUCGGGUUCGACGGGUCCUGGCCUCCCCGCAAGCGCUUCGUCGAGAUCCUCGACCGCCUCCUUCCCGAAUGGAGGAGAUUGACCAUCGGCACCACGGACUACGACAACCCGCCAGAGGGUUACAACAUCCCCUGGUUAUGCCUCACACGGCGGGAACAAGAGUACGCAGAGGUCUAUAUGCUGGGCCGGCUACUGUGGUGCAUCUUCGAGGGCAUGUCCGCGCCGCAAAAGGCGGCUGUCUGGCAGUCCUACCAGAACGAGCCCGACUUCGAGUUCCCCGAGUUUAGACGCACGCCGCCUGAGCUGCGCAGCCUCAUCAUACAGUGCACAAGGGGCCAUAGGGGUCAGUUGAGCGACCAUAUCAUUCGUAAGAGGAGCAAGGUCGUGCUCAGGGACGACUCUGAGAGGAAAGAUGGCGCUGAAGCCAAGAUACGUGCUACGGCUAGGGACUUCUGGGUGAAGGAGGUGGGCUGGGCGGAAGAGUUUGUGCUGGAGAGGGAGAAAAUGAUAAAGGAGGGCAGGUGGGAGGAGAACGCCUUCGGCCGGCCGAUACUUCAAGAGAUUGCCUCGGCGCUGAGUACGUUCCAGAGAAAGGUGCUAUAG